CUACAGCAUACGAGGUGAUGGAAUGAACUCGGUGGUCGUUGAGGGGGCGGGGGAGGGCGGACAGACGUCAAGGGCCAUGCCGGUGGGCUGCAGGGCCACCGGCUGGCACGGCAGCUUGUAAGAGAUGCCCAGCUCGCGCAUCGUGGACAGCAGAUGCAGAAACAGCGACGAUCUGGCGCUGUAGAUGGCACCCACCUCGCCCCAGCUGCUGACAUGGGUGGCCCACGCGCCCACCUGACACACACACACACACACACAGACAGACAGACAUCUGUGUGUGUGUGUGUGUGUGUGUGUCGGUGUCGGUGUGGUGGGACAAAGGAAGGGCUGGUUGGUGGGGUCGGGUGGUGUGGCUUGGCUUGCUCGACCCGCAUGUGGUGGUCCGGCUGUAUGUCGUAGACGUUGAUGGUGGGCCCCGGCAGCCAAUCGGCGGGGCUCUUCUGGCAGUAGUCCGCCAGCCUCCCCCUCAGUGCCGCAAACUGCUCACCGGAUGUGUCGCUGCCCAUGCUGUUGAUAAAGGAAGGGAUACACACACCCAGCCAAGCCACACAGACGAGACGUGAGAGAACGCAUCCAUCUAUUCCAUGGGUGUCAGUCAGUCAACGCGCCGGCCACCCCACCGACCUGAAAAUCAUUUCGAAUUUGGCCGGGGGCGACUUGCUCUCGUUGGUGAUGGUGGCCGUCGAGAGUUGGAAGUUGGGCAUCGACACCUGCAAUCAAACCAUUCAAUCAGCCAGUAAGCCAGCCAGCUAUUUGACGGCUGGUUUGGGACCUCUAUGGCCCCGCGGAGCGACAGGACAGGACGGACCUGUUUGUUGUGCAUGGUGACGAAGGUGGAGCUCAUGACGUUGAUGCGCUUGACGUACAUCGGCACGCCCCCAUUCACCACCACUCUGUCGCCGAUGUCCAUCGGGUGCUGACACACACACACACACACAGAGAGAGAGAGAGAGAGAAGCUCCACACACCCCCACACGAACCCCGUCCGCCCACCGACCUGGACAAAGACGAAGACGAGCGAGUCGAAGAAGUUCUUGAAGGUGUUGCCGAGGGCGAAGGCCAGUCCAGUGAAGAUGGUGAAGGCGCCGAUGAGUGUGCCGUAGAGGUUGACCCCACUCAGGUAGAGCACCGUGAUGCCCACCAUGACCCAUUCCAGCAUGUGCAGAAGGUUCUUGACGAUGUCGGCCACGUUCUCGUCAAUCCGCAGAGACGCCAGCAGCUGCUGACGCUCCGUGUGCGCCGCCAAGAGGGAAGACAGGAAACGCCCUCGCGUCACCCUCCCUGAGCCUGCACACAGACAGUCAUAGCAUAACCACACGUGUGUGCGUGUGUGCGUGUGUGCCCGGCCGACUGUCUGUGCAGACGACGGACAUACUGACUGACUGACUGACUCACCGAUGGGGUCAACGAUGGUCAUGAAUCUGUCGGUGUCCUCUUGGCACAGGUAGACGGUCAGCAGGCUGCGAGUGAGGUAAUUGACGCUCGCGGGGCCGAUUCCCUCGGUGUCGGUGUCGGUGUCGGUGUUGGCGUCACAGGCGGCGAAGAGCUGGUGCUGUGCCUCCAGGAGGUGGGUGAAGAGGAGGCUGCCGUACGACCGCACGUCGGCCCUGCUCUCAAUGUCCACUCGGUGGUGACCUGACAUACAUAUGGGAAUAUAGAUGAAGGAAGGGAUGGACCGUCGGAUGUGAGUCGUGUGUCUCGCCUGGUCACCUUUGUGAGUGUGUGUGUGUGUGUGUGUCGGGUCGGUGCCUACCUACCUUUGAGGUGGAGUCGGAGAGGGUGGCAGAUAACAUGGGAGCGUGCACGCCAGCUCUGCCACGCUGUCGGCUCACCCCAACUAAAAAAUAGACAGACAGACAGACAGAGAAUUUAAGGGAAACAGAGGGCCUCCGCACCCACCAGCCACCUCAACGACCCACUGACUGACUGACUUACCCGUUGCCGCCAUUGCUGCCGUUGCCCCCACCCGGCUGACCGUCUUUCCCCUCUCCACUGCUGCAACCCUUCUUCUUGUCUCCCCCACUUCUGGACGCGUCCUUGCGCGCCGACACGGCGGCCGUCCAGCCGCGCCGCAGACGGGGCGGCCCCGCCGUGGCCGGCUGAGUGUGGCGCAUGAUGGAAACGCGGUAGUGGGUGUCGUGGGUGGCUGCGGCAAAGUGGCUCUUGCGGAGCGCGUGCAGGUGGGUCGUCAGGGCGAAGCGGGGUGGCAGCCGGUUGAGCCUGGCGAAGGCGCGCUGCUUCCACUGCACGAGGACGCACAUGGAUGGAUAAACGAGUCGUGUACGUUUCCCUGUGUGUGUGUGUGUGUGUGUGCCGUACCACCAUGAUUUGCAGCUGCCGGUUGCGCGUGUGUGACGACUGGACGGACACAUACGUCAUCAACAGCUCGCGAACAAUGGUCUGAGCUCGACGCACAGAGAGAGAGAGAGAGAGAGCCAGCGAUGCGACCAUCGAUAUCUCUUGCUCUUGCUCUCAUCACCUCACCAGUAUGCUCCUCACGAGCAUGGCAACGAGUACCACCUUCAUCCACCCACUGACCACACCAGGCAUACCCUUCCCAUCGCCAUCCCCAUCCCCACCGCCACCGCCGACAGUCCUCUCCACCACCCGCCCGUACGCCAGCAGGGUCAGCCCAUACCACAGCACCCUCCCACACGAGAGGUGAAGCGUCUCGAUGACGAGCGACGACGGCAGGUUGGCCUCGGGGUCGACGUAGGCAGCCACCGUCACCAUGAGGCCGAAGAAGAGGAACGACACCAUUCGGGCGAUCAGGAAGACGGCGGCCAGCGCCAGCCAGGCGUGCAGGGGCGACGAGGGGGUCAAAGACUGCGUGGCUGCACCAAUCCCAUCAGCAUCAGUCAGAGGGCAUAUCGGUGGUUGGGUAGGUGUGUCCGCGCCUGUGUCCAUACUUACUUGUGAUCGUCCAUGUGAGAGCGACGAGGGAGGUGCAGCCACCGCUGUACCACAGCAGCGACCACCUGUUGGGGAAGCGGAUGCAGCCCACCAGCCGAUGACACCGGCCGCUGGUGCCAUGGGUGCCCUCCCGCAAGAGCUGCGGCUGGUCGUCCGUGUCGCCAAAGCUGCUCUCUGACACCGAUGUCGACCCGUCCGCCUCGUGUGCUCCACUGCCACUAUACCUAUACCACAGACAGACAGACAGAGAGACAGACAGAGAGAGAGAGAGAGAGAAACAGACAGCACACCUGGUUGGGCUGCCUGACUGUAUCUGUCCAUCAAUCCCUGCUGACCGACCCGACCUUGCUGAGCGCAUCAUGCUGCCUACGGCGGCCUCCACAUCCCCGACACUCUCUCCCCUCCCCCUCGUGCCGUCGUUGCCGGACACCAGGGAUCGGAAUCGGCCACUAGUGGUCGGCUCGUCUGCCUGCCCACCAGCCGCCGCAGCUGCAGCAGCGGCAGCGGCGCCACAGACGCUCCGGCGGCUUGUCGGCUGCUGAUGGACGGACAGGAUGCGGCGCCUGUCUGGUGGGAAUGCGGGUGAGCGCAGGGGCCCGUCCUCGAUGAGCUCGUCGAUGUCCAGAGGAUCCAU
Vitrella brassicaformis is the source of this 3547-nucleotide messenger RNA. NCBI's taxonomy places the organism in Eukaryota, Vitrellaceae. The record is from the annotation of a GenBank genome assembly.